CGUGUUUACUCCUAACUAGACUUCCAGUUUUCAGAAGUAUGGCGACUCUUACAUCUCGUCUGAGAUUGACCCGAGUUCUGCGGGUGUGUCACCAGUCCUGCCGACCUGUACCAUGCUCUCAAACCUUGCCGGUCAACACAGUUCUGGCCAAGGAUGCUUCUCUACCUCAUCCUUUAGUCGGAGCACUAUCCAGGUUCUGUCACAAUCUGUCUGGACAGGAAGAGCAAGAGAUCUACAGUGGUAUUCUUAGUACCCAGAUCAAAUUGGUGAAAUCCUUUUCUCUUGGAACAAGUAUGAUCGGGUUAGCUUGUCAACCUAUUCUGUAUACCUACUCUUCAACCGGGAACUUGGCGGUCGUCCUGGCAUCCGGAGCCUUCCUUUCAUUCUUUACCUUCGCCACCCCGCUCCUCAUCCAUUCCAUCAGCAAGAAGUACGUUACAAAGCUCUAUUAUAAUCAGGUUGAGGAUAAGUACACAGCGUAUGUUUACAAUGUGUUUGUUCGGCCGAAGAAGAUUGAGUUUAGAACAAGUGAUGUAAAUGUUCCAGAGAUACCUGGGAUGUUUACAACCUUCAAGGCUAGAAAUGUUCCUCUGUUUGUGGAUAUGAGUCAAUUCUACGAUGUUUCCCAUUACGGGAAAAUUAUGGGCUACGACAAACCUUUAGAUUUACAUUGGGAUAAAGAGCUGGAUAUGACCAAAUCUGAAGCAAUUGCUAUGAAGAAAAAACAAAAGAAACUAGAUUAAAUAGUACAUUAAUAGAGUUGAGAGAAAUAUUCCUGAAAAAAAACUAAAAUUAAAUCUUGUUUUCAGA
This is a messenger RNA of Eurytemora carolleeae, 810 nucleotides long. Its product is annotated as transmembrane protein 70 homolog, mitochondrial. The record is from RefSeq and is a predicted model, not a curated record. The transcript is spliced from 5 exons. Gene Ontology annotation, cellular component: mitochondrial membrane. Gene Ontology annotation, biological process: mitochondrial proton-transporting ATP synthase complex assembly. Lineage: Eukaryota; Metazoa; Arthropoda; Copepoda; Calanoida; Temoridae. The coding region runs from base 39 to 743 and encodes 234 amino acids.